UUCUGGGCCUCAGCGAUGCCCAUAUUUGGUGUUCUGGAUCGCAGCUGUCAAAAGUCAAGUCGACUGUCACUACUUGGUGCUGCAAGGAAGAACUUCAUCUUCCAAGCUUUCUUGCCAUUUUAUUUUUCUUUUACCAUGAAGGUUCUACUUAUACUUUCUCUACUUCUCGUCUCUUGCUAUGGGGAUAUGUAUUUACACAAUCCAAGGGGAUCGAAUAACAGGCUAGAUGAGAGUGGUAGAGCAAGAAAUAAUGCUAACAGGAUGUUUGAUUCUCAGAAUAACAAUAGAGGAGGCUAUAAUGUUGGCAACCUAUAUUAUUAUGAAGGCUCAGUCUUAUCGAUUGAAUGGACCAAUCAGCAUUCCUGUGCAAACCGUAAUAGUCACUGUGAAAUAAUCCUACAGUAUAUGUGUGACAAAAAUAUCAGGGAUGGAGUCACCACACAAACUAUACCAGAGAAUCCAAUACUCUGUAAGAAUUUCGACUGUAACACAGACAAAAGGUUUGGGAUGCAUGAAAACUAUGAUUACUACAUGGACUGUAAGCACAGAAACAGAAACCAAGGCCUUUUCUUAGCUGAUCAGAAGCCAAAAGGCAAAUCUGCUAAGUACACUCGUCAGAACCCUGGUGGAACGAGGCGUGGCUAUGAAUGUCCAGAGGAAAGAGACUACUACCCCUACUGGCACCCUACACCAUGGAAGGAUAUUGCCAUCAUGACCAAUGAUCCAGAACGAUGUGAGAUGUAUAGAAAAGAAAGUGAAAAUGUUAAAGGACGCUAUACUUGUGAAGUGCCGACAGAAUACAAAAAGGCCAAAGGUUGGAGGAAUUAUUAUAUUCCAUCUACUCAAGAGGAAUGUGAGGCCUUCAAAUACCCUAUGAACUCAGUCAAUGGAACAAGAGGUGUUUGGAAGCUUAAUCCCUCCCAUGAUAUUCCAGCACCAGAGUGUCGAGAAACAACCUGGUCACGUGACAAUCACCUUGGUAACGGCUAUGGAGGCUACCCUAACUCUUACAACUGGACUCUUCCUGAUCUUAACAGUGAAAAUUGUGUACUCCGAAUAAGGUACAACAUAUCUACUGGUGAGUUUGAUGGCUGGGACUCCUCUGUCAAUGCAUCUCUUAACCAGCCCCCAAGAGGUACCAAAGCCUCCCUGUUAGACAUAGGUGAAAGAUUUGGUUUCAAUUACACACAGGCUUCUCAAAGAGGAUACUUGUUCAAGCAAAACCCAGUUGUGUCUAUAUUUGGUGGUGAUGUUGCUAAGAACUUUCAACUACGUUUGGCUAUCAAUACCAAUCAAAUUGGUCGUGUUUUUCAAGACAGGAGCCACACCUUUGCUGUUCGACGCCGUCCCAGCAGCCUCAAAGACAAAAAAAUUCAUAAUCUCAAUGUUCGUGGAAAGAGGGGUAACAUUGUACAAGUGUACCCAGCUGUGGAGUAUGACUUCGUACCCAAUACACUCAUAGCCAAGAAUGGUGACUAUGUUCACUUCCAGUGGACAGGGUCCAACACAAACCCAAACGGAAAUGAUGGGCAAGGAAAAGCAGGUACAGACAGAUCCAAUGUACUAGUACAAGAGAAACAACGAUAUCCUGAAGGAGAACCUAAAGAGAAGACAUAUGGACAGUGGGGUGGUAACUACCCUGAGCACUUUGACAGUGCUACAUUCUUGGGACUAGAUAGAAAGGAUCUAACAAGUCUAGCAACACUGGAUAAAGUACAAUAUGGUGGUGAGAUGUCUGAACUAGACGAUGCAGGAACAUACUUUGAUCUUGGUCCACGUAUGAUAACAGGCACAGGCACCUAUCACUACAUGUGCUCUAGAAAUAACAACUUUUCGAACAGAAGUCAAAAGGGACGUAUUGUAUUGAGUGAUAAUGCCGUGUACAGUGCUAUGAUGGGGAGAAGUGGAGGUACUAUUGCUUUCAGAGAAAAGGGAGAGGGCAUUACAUUCAAGCCCAAUUCUCUAUCCCAGCUAAAGAACAUCCAAGUUGAAAGAAUGUCACCUGAAAAUGGCCACCAAAUGAUCAUGUCCAAGAAUGGCAAAAUGGGUGUUGGUAAUGAGUAUGCUAGUGACUUCUUAGUUAUCAAUCCACAUUCUCUCAAGACAAAUAAGAAGUUCACUGUUCGGAUGGGAUACCAGAGUGACUCAACUGAGGACGUAGAGGUGUAUCGUUCAGAUGAUAAUGAGGGGUUCAGGACUUGGUAUCAGGUGAAGGCGUCCACUUCAGAUGGAAAGUUAGAGUUCCAAUCGGAUCAAGGUGGGGUCUACGUGGCUCGUACUGUAGCUAACAAGGGAGUGAUCGCAGGAAUAGUCAUCGCUUGCAUAGCAUUUAUAGUCAUCGUUGGAGGUUCUGUGCUUUACUUCCGGAAGCAUCCUGACAAGCUAUCAAGCAUUGGAUCUUGCAUGUCUAAUACGGUCAGGUCUUGUAGAGAGAAGGUUUGACCUAGCUAUUUUGUAUGUCCCAUUAUUUUGAUGUCCCAGCAGCAAUUUCUUUUAUUUUUGAAGGUGCUGUAUAUGAAUAUGUGAAUACUAUAUGAUCACACAUAGAAAAGCAAUCACAUUUUAUGGCAAUGCAAUUGAGAAUUUCCUUCACUUUUUACGAUAUCCUAAAACGGUCAUCCAGUUAAACAAAAUACAUUAAAAUUAAUAUUAAUAUUAGAUGAAUGCACGCAAGGCCAUGCUUACACUAGAUAGUAAUACACACAUAUAUACAUUCAAAAGCAAAAAUAAAUAUAUAAUUUAAUUAUAUAUAUAUAUAUCUGUAAAUUUACGAAAUGAAAAAGAAAUGAAACAAAAAGUUGAAAUUUUGGCAAAAGGAUAUAUUCUUAUCAAGAAAAAUAUUUUUUGAGCUGGUUAUAUCAAACAAAAUGAGAAACAAUAAAUCGGGCUGUCCAAUAUAAUAAUGACAUAAAAUUCACAAGUAAUAAACACUUUUAUUAUUUUUUUAUUAAAUGCUUUCAUAACAAAUUUACGUCAAUUAUUGUACUUAUACAUGUAUCGAAUUAUUUUUUUUUACUAUUACCUUUGAAAUAAUGCUAAUAUAUCUUAGUCAUGGCGAAUCCCGAUGUCAUUGUGAACACAGAACUAAUUAGCAAUACAAAACUAGCUGUAAAAAAAUUAAUGCUGAGAUAAAAUCAAGAAAAGAAAGGAACGGAAGAUGGAAGAAAAAACUUUAUCAAGAGGAAUCUUUCUACAGUUCAUCUCUGUCGCUCAGUUCAAACAGGCGAAUGUCGAAGCAUUCAUUGAAGUAAGCCUGGCCUUUACAGUCUUGGCCAUCAAAUACAUCCACGUGUCCUGUGGCUGUUUUGAAGCUGGGACAAUUCUGGAAAACUAUGAUUCCUUUUUUACCCUGAAAUCAAAGGAAAACGUGUUAUGAUGGCCAACAUGUUCGAGGGAUAGUUGCUUUACUCUGUAACCUUGCAAAGAAAUGACACUAUGGCAAACGCAUCAUGGAAAAUCGUAUUAUGUAUAUAGAUAGAUGAUGGUAAAUAAUGCUUAAAUCAGACCUUUAAAUGGAGAAGCAAAUGGAGCUAUUAGGAGUGGCCCAAGUACAAACCCUGGGGUACCCCAGUAAGAUAAGUAGGCUUUGUUUUUGCUCUUCGAUUUGAGAUAAAAGGGUGAAGAAAAAUGGACCGAGUAUAAGACUCUGAGGCACACCAGUCACUAUUUCUCUAAAAAUGAAAAGACUGAAUGGAAGUGGCCCAAAUACAGAUCUUUGGGGUACACCCCCAGUGAUGCAAUACUUACAAGGAAAUCAGCCUUGCUUUUGGAUACAACAUCAGCAGGCCCUUUACGGUUUUCUAGAUACUGCCUGAAGGUAGCUACACGAAURAUGUACUUCUCGUUCCCUCCACGAGAGGCUCGUACUCCUGACCAGUUGAACUCAUUUUCUUUGAUGUCAAUUGUGUGACCUGAAAAUCAGAAAAGCGAAAUGCUAUUAGUAAUCGCGGUGGUGCUGGUUUUGGUGGUGGAUAAUGAUGCUGCUGAUAAUGAUAAUGCUGAUAGUGAUGAUGAUGAUGAAGAAGAAGAAGAUGGAAACACUUCAAAACGUCUGUCCCUCCGCCCCGCACCAGUGCUAUUGCUGUCAAAUUGUUGUGAUGCUCGUUAACUUAUUUUCUCAUAAAUUUUUUUAGUAAAGACGUU
Molecule: messenger RNA, 4143 nt
Organism: Actinia tenebrosa (Australian red waratah sea anemone)
Lineage: Eukaryota; Metazoa; Cnidaria; Anthozoa; Actiniaria; Actiniidae
Product: protein DD3-3
Source: RefSeq, a predicted model, not a curated record